Molecule: messenger RNA, 1218 nt
Organism: Diaporthe citri
Lineage: Eukaryota; Fungi; Ascomycota; Sordariomycetes; Diaporthales; Diaporthaceae
Exons: 3
Coding region: 1-1218 (405 amino acids)
Source: RefSeq, a predicted model, not a curated record
AUGUGGCGCGGCGUAGGUACUAAUUUCAUUCUAAACUCAAACGGAAUUGAAUUCUACGACAAAACAAGCGACCCUUGGUAUCGUGCAACUGUCCCAGGGGAUAAAGUCUACGAGCUAAGCAAGAGCGAGAAAUUCGUGAUAUACCAGCCAGAAGAGGCAGCCUCGCCUAUGGGCUGUGUCAAACAGUACCAGUUCUGCAAUCCCUCACAGUCGAGCGACAAUUGCGGGCCUCUUGCCGGUUGGUACGACGCGGCACUUGAAGCAGCGCACUUAUUCGGCAUGGCAACAAAGGACAUGGAGGAUGGAAUCGAUCCGCCCACGAACAAACCCAUGGCUUCCCGCUACAUGUGGCUCCUCGAGGUAUUGAGCCUUGGCCAAGCCAGCAUCGAUAAAAUUAUCAUGGAUCUAGGCCCGGAUGCUCUGACCUCCCCCAAGUAUCUCAGCAGCGGGAUCAUGGGACCGCUCCCAACUAACCAGUGGCAGCUUGACGUCCGCUACUGGUGGGCCACGUAUCUAGCAACUCUGCAGGCGGCGGUUGUGAACACGGCUCACGGUCCAACGGAUCUAGCGCUUGAUCCUUACAUGGUGCUGCCAUUCAACUCUCACGCGCGGGACAUAUGCAACAACCAGAAGAUCCGCAGUACCAAGCAUGUCUCCUUCAGCCUUUUCGGCCUUUACUUCACCUUGGUCACCGGCGUCCUGAUCAUCGUCACAUCUUACAUCUUGGAGCCCAUCUUCGAAUGCCUCUACCGUCGUCGAAAGUACAGGGAGUACACAUUCCUCGAAUGGUCCGCAUCAGAGACACUUCAGCUCCAGCGCAUCGGGUUCCAGGGGGUUGGUUCCGGCACCUGGUCUGGCUACACGGAUAGCAUCCCCAGGACAAAACAGGGCGAGGUCAUUGCAAGCCUGGCGUUGGAAUAUUCUCCGGAGGCGGAUGGCAGGGAUGGUGGUCGUGGGAGCCCAGAGAAGAUGAACAGCAGCAUGACCGGCGCCGGAGGCACAGCCAGUCGAGACGAGGAGACUGAUGUGGCCUCCUUGGAUGACCUGCUCGACGCGUCAGGGUCUCAGAAUGGCUCAGAGGAUGGCUCAGACCCAGCUUCGCGUUGGCCAUCCAUAUCAGGAGCUAUGAUAGAGCUUCACGGGAACAGUUGUGGUUCUGGAUCAGAGCUCACUACGCGGGGACCGGCCGCCGGGGAUGUCUUCAGACCCGACACCUAA